GUCCUCGUCUCCAAGCAACAACUUGAAGGUGAAGCGCGUCACCAACUCGGUUGUCGCCAAUCCGCAGUCCCCUCUUCCUGCUCCAACAUCACGAACCACCUCCAACCCGAAAAAUCCUCCAAACACGCGCCGGCUCGUGCUUGGACUAAUUGGAACACGACAGGACGGACACCCACACCCACAAACCAGGCACCAACCCACCGAGAUUCGAGAUCCAGUUGCGCAAGAAGCGCUUCUUUGGAUUGGGUGUGCGCAUACAGAAAACGGAAGCGCAACCACGGCCGCCGCAGUCUUCCACACGUCUUCGAAAAAUGCGCUGAGGCGCUUGAUCACCACCACCACCACCAACACCACCACCGACAGCACGCCCAUCCACCCUCGUUCGAUCUCUUUCCUCUACCUACCUACCUACCUACCUACCUACCUACCUACCCAACGACAACUAUGGCCGAACUACGUAAAUUCGAAUCUCUCUACGCCCUCCACACCGAGCUCCAGGCUGUCAGCCAGCAGCGCUAUGAAGAACUCCAGACCGUCGAGCAGCUGCUCGAGCAGCACGCGGAUUCCUUCAGCAAGUUCCUAGACAAGCCACCCCGGAACCCCACCAGCAGGACGGCCCUACAGAGUGGCAGGAUCAAGGUUCAGGACGAGGAAUAUUCCGUCACCCAGAGCUUCAUCAACGACGCCCUUAAGCUUGCCGAUGAGCUCGAUCUCGACGAAGUCGAGGCUGCCCGUGUCCUUCUCGAUGCCGAUGCCGAGGGCGACCAGGCCAGUUUCGACCGUCCCUUGUGGGUGUGCGGCCUCCUCCGCUUCCAAAACGAGCGGAGUUACCUGCUCGACUGUAUGCGCCUUUGCAUCCAGAUAGCAAACGACGAGGACAUCGACCCCUCGGUGCAGGAAGGCUUUGGCCAGGUUGUCGACGAGAGGAUCUUUGGCAUUCCCGCCCAGGGUAGCAAGCCCCAGGCCGGCGCCCAGAAAUUCGUGCCCAAAUGUGUGGCCGGACUCCAAGCCAUCAGGUCGACUCUGCAAAGUAUCGGGGAGAAGGUGGCAGCUCAAAAUGUCCUGUUUCAGCCCAACGUCUCCAAGCGGAUGGACCAGCAAGAACCGUCUGAGAUCAUGCGCCUCAAGCUAAUAGAGCAACACGAAACCCUGUCCCUCAUACUGUGUGCCGCAGUCGAGAAGAAGCAAGCCGAGUCCAAGGAUUUCAAGGAGUUCAUCCAGCUCCUGAGGAAAGUAGAUAAAUACGAUCACCUUUUAGUGCAUCUCAUCCCGGUACUUGGUGCCUAUAUCGCAACCUUUGGUUCCAAUGUGGGUGGUGGAGACGUUGAGCCGGCACGACAACUGAACGAGUUUAUCUGUGGAAGGACAGCCGAGGAUGUCUGGGCGAUACCGAGUCUCGGCGCUGCGGUGCGCGCAUGGUGGAUCGCCGAGUAUAGCGGCUGGUAUCACGAUGAUUACGCCGGCUACGAAGCGCGGGGCAUCAACCUGGACAAGGAGGACGAGGAGAGGACAAAACAAUUCAUGGAUGCCCUGAAGGACGGCGCCUUCGACUAUCUUCUCGCCGUUGCCGCCGACUGCCAUGCGCAUAAUCAGGACUGGCAGGACCCUACACGCUGGGGAAUGCGUCAAUGGUUGCAGCGCAAGACUACGCCUCUGGCAUCUGAAGCUCUGCCCUUCGCGCCUCAUUUCCACUCCUGUCUAAUGACACACCUCGAGGUACUCAUCGAUGCUGCCAUCUCCAAUAUCCCAGACGUUUUGCGUAAGUUGAGGACGGAGGAGGACGAGCAGCGCCAGUUGAGCCAAACACACGAGCAGGACCUUGAUCUGGAACGCUUCCUCAUGAUCAUUGCCUACGCCUACGAUGGCCGACCGGACGCAGCCAUGACUUUCUGGGAAGAUACCGAAAGCAACCUCGCCGGCUUCUUGAAUUGGGCGUCCAGGAGAGCUUCCACCCCUCUGGUCAGCGCCUUCUGCGAGAUGCUGCAAGCUCUUGCUGCUAAUGAAGAAUGCGCGACAGCCGCCCACAACUUCUUGCUCGACGAAACCACUCACUCGGGGGGCAAGUUGAAACGCUCAGCCUCCUUGACUUGGAACCAAAUCUUCAAGGAACUCAAGUUCUUCAUGGAGAAACUCCAAACCAAGCCACUUCCCGCCCCGUCUCAGCUUGUCCGUCACCAUGCAAAGCCCAGCAGCGAUCAGGCCGAAACUGAACCUGAAUCCGCCAUGAUGCUGGAGUGCUACCUGCGCCUCAUUGCCAAACUCGGCUAUGAAAGCCCAGUCGCCAGAAAUCUUCUACUUCUCGACACAAGCGUGGAGCUACCCGAAACUCUGAUCAGGCUUGCUAGUGCCCAGAUACCCGGCCGUCUCCGGGCUUGUGUUUUCAAUGCCUUCCGCGCCCUAAUGCAUCGCAAGACCCAUCAGGAGUCGGAAAUCAUGUGGGACUUUAUCGACCUUUGGCUAGUAGGAGGUUGGGGUCCCAAGGCGGACACACAACGAACCGUGGCAAUGUUACAGCCCAGUCCUCAGGCGGUGAUGGAGGCUAUCUUGGACGACAUCAGUGAUGGAUUUGAGCAGCCCGUUGCCUUUAUCCAGUUACUUAUUUCGCUCAUCCAGCCCUCGAUUGAUGAUGGAGAGCUUUGCGACAAACUGCCUUUCAAGGAAACGCUGGGCACCAGUAACCGACUGUCUGGCGUUGAUGUCUAUGUUGACUAUGUCUUUGGUCUCGUGUUGACCAAGAAGGCUAUGGAUAUCACCGAUCCUAUGCAGCUGAGGAUCCUUCAGCUCAGCUGCCUGGAGUUUGCGCUUGCUUCUCUGGCAUCGUUCAACGAAGACCUCAUUGUCUUGGGUAACGAGAGCAACGUCAAUGUUGAUGUUGCCGUGUCUACGUCAAGCCUAGAAGCCUAUGUGCGCCUGCACCCAUUUGCCCGGGUUAUGGAGUGGUUGUUCAAUGAAAAGGUUGUGAACAUUCUUGUCGACAUCAUCAACAGGGAUACGGAUGUGCUUGGACAGUCGUCCCACGAUUCCCCCGUUGUUUUGGGUGUUCUGCGAGCCGUCCAGGUCAUGAUCAAGGUCCUUGAGCUACAAGACACUUAUCUCGAUCUCGUCCGCCCCCUUAUCAAGAAGCAGUCUGGACAGCGAAGCCGCUCUGUCGCGAGUGGGGCUUAUUCUGCUUUCGAAGAUGGCAUUAUGAACCACCUGUCUCUCGUGGAGGAUCUCGGCCGGUUCACCAACCUUGGAAACCCCGACCUCACCUGGGCUUCCCUUAAGCUCUUGGAGAAGAUUUCGACAUCCCCCGAGAUCAUCUCGGCCUGGGAACCCGAUGGUCGUCAUGCGCAUCGCAACAAGGCCAUUGUCCAGCUCGAGAGGGGUGGGGCAGGUGUGUCGAUUGCCGCGUCUUUGGCCAACACCAUCGCCCAGACGCUCGAUCCUGUUCUGGAGGCCGAAUCGCCGGAUUACCAAACCAAGGUGUUCAUCCUCGAUUUCCUAUACAAAUGUCUCAAAGCCAACCCGGACAAACCCACCAUCGCUCAUCUACUCCUUGGCUUCCGCUGCGAGAUCAACGGGCUUGCCAUUGAACCCAAUGGUGCCUUUGAUAUUCAGCGAUCACUCUUCCAUAGCCUGUUGAACGCGUUCAUUGGCUUGUCAGUAUACCAAGAGGAGUUGGGUAUGCGAGGCUACCUAAUAACUCUCAAGCGGAAUAUUUUGCGCAUCUUCCAGAUCCUUUGGAGCUCACCCCUUUCUUCACAGUUGGUCAUGGAAGAGUUGCGAGCUACUAACUUCCUCUUCCACACCCUGCUCCAAGAGCCACAAGUCCAACCACACCUCAGGUGGGACGGCGUAGAAGCGGCUUCUCCCGAGUUCCUGGUCACGGACGCAUCGCAUUCUUAUAUCGAGUUCCUUGCGACGCGUGCCAUGGCCUUUGAAUACAUUGCCAAGGAGCUUUGCAGUGUGUCCCAAAAGCGGAUACCCACCGUCAAGCGCCAAAUAUUUGAUGCCCUGCUGAAUGGACAGAUCCGGGCCGACGACGAGGAGCCCAUCAACAUUGCUAAUAUCUUUGACUUUUUCGACUUCCUCAACGUCGACUUUGUGGACAUUCCCGCCCCGGAAUUCGAUAUUUACAGGGACAUCGACCUCACUCCAUGCAUCGAGGAGGACGCAAUGACCGGGUCCCAAUUUAACGUUCACAAAGUCCACGAGUUGGCCUUGCUCAAGCGCGCUGAGAGGCUCAACCGGGACAACCCGGAAAAGAAGGAUAGCCAGGCCCUAAUCACACAAGAUGAGCUGGCAGCCUGGGACCGUGAGCAGAGUCUCUUGCUCGAAUAUGUCAUCUACCGGAACCGCCAGAAGCAGUUCAGCGCCCACCGCCUUAAGGUACUCCGGGCGUGGACCAACAUCCUGCUGGUCAUGUUCGAGGCCAAUGACUUCAAGGGCACGCCCAAGAUCGCCUUCCUCCUGCAAGCGCUGCAGGCCAUUUUGCCCAGCCUGGAGGCCUUCAGCACACUCAGCCCCGCCGAGGCUUUUGAGCUUGCUCGCGUUGCCAAGGUGCUACUCUUCAAGCUCGACCUCUCGGACAAUACCGAUGGCGCCACCGACAAGGACAUUGGCAACCUCAUCAGUGACAAGCUCUUUCAGCUUUUCCAAGUCUGCCUCACCUCCAUCGCCAGCUGGGUCGGCAGUGCCGAUUUGCGCGCUCUUUACUACUCCAUCUGCUACCGGUACCUCACGUCGGUAGUCGACAAGACCACCGACCACACCGGCACCACCACCAGCAACGCCCUGGCCACGGCCCGCUCCCGCGCCAUCAGGGCCAUCCAAGCCUAUGGCGACCGUCUCCUUAACGUCAUCUGCGAUGACGCCUACGGCUCCGACUCGACGUGCCAAACCGCGGCCAUGAUCCUUUUGGGAGCCCUCGUCCAUCUCGAUCACACCACGACGGCUUCCGGUCUCCAGCACACCAACGAUCUAGACGGCUCCUUUGUAGUUACCACCCUGAACCGUCUCAACUUUAUCGGCGUUCUCGUCGAUUCUCUCAAGACCAUUUUAAAGGAUUGGUCUGCUGUCACCACUUCCCCCACUUCCUCCGUCGAACAGCAACAGCAACAACAGCCACCAUCAUCCCAACAACUCACACUCGCCACUCAAUCACCCGCCACAGACAGCCAAUAUAUCCUUUCCAAACUCUCUCUCCUCCUUGCCCUCUGUCGCUCCAAGCUCGGCUCCAAAUUCGUUCUCCAGUCGAACCUCUUCCGCGCCCUAGAAGUGUCGGGUGCUUUCUCCACCGACCCAGAACUUUUCGUUCGUCAGCAACAACAAAAUUCCUCGACAGGCUCGACGACCUAUGUCCGCGCUUUGGAAAGGCACUAUACGCUCCUCGUGUAUCUAGCCAGAAUCGUCUCAGCGGCGGUCAUGGCCGGCAAGAAGCGCGGGAGUCAUAAUGCGCUGCAGGGACGCAAGUUCUUGCAAGGGGCUAGGGGGUUAGUGGUUCAGGUGUUGAAGAUGAGUGUGGGGAUUGGUGGUGCUGGGUCGGGGAACCUUGGCGUCUCGAUGAGGGCGGUGAAUGGAAGUGCGUACAGUGGUGCGGAUAGGGAUAGCCAGGCACAGUUGGAGUUGGAAGAACGCGUGGAUGAGCUGGCGGAGGCGUUUAUGCUUUUGAUUAACGCUACCGGGUUUUUGGAGUUCGAGGAAGAGCAAACGGCUGCUGAGAAGCCGAAGGGUGAUCUGCUCUUUCACUAGAGGGUCAUCAAUCGAUGAGCAAAGAGUUGUGGGUUCGCAUGAGAGACCGGAAGUAGAUGGGAUGGAAAGAAGUGUGCUGAGAGAAUGACAAUGUUGAAGAAGAGGCAGAAGAAGAAGAAGGAGGAGGAGGAGGAGGAGGAGAAAAGAUAUGGGGUGUCAUAGCAUCGAAGAAAGGAAGGAAGGGAUGGGAGUUUUUGUGUACUGGUCUUCAGUUAGUGUCUUUUUUAGGUCUACAUCAUUUGGCAGCAAGAAACUGUUUUUCGGGUGUCUGUCUGACAAGCAUUUUGGCGUUGAG
Messenger RNA from Neurospora crassa OR74A, 6028 nucleotides. RefSeq lists its product as hypothetical. The transcript has 3 exons. NCBI's taxonomy places the organism in Eukaryota, Fungi, Ascomycota, Sordariomycetes, Sordariales, Sordariaceae. The coding region runs from base 445 to 5733 and encodes 1762 amino acids. Gene Ontology annotation, biological process: nuclear pore organization. Gene Ontology annotation, molecular function: structural constituent of nuclear pore. Gene Ontology annotation, cellular component: nuclear pore inner ring; nuclear pore. The record is from RefSeq and is a predicted model, not a curated record.